AUGAAGUGGAUCCACGCUAUUUCCGCCUUCGUGGUGAUGUUCGCCACCAUGUCCGCUCUUUAUAACACUUGGCUUCCAACAAACUACAAAUUCGACAAACACGUUUUGCAAGAAUUGAGUAAGCAAGUUAUCGCCAACCAUCCCGAUGGAAAUGCAACCGCCAUAAUGAACGAGCUCGCUCCCAGGAUCAAGGAGGCGUACCCUGGUCUCAUCAAUGACCUCAAUUACGACGAAUGGGUAUACAACAAUGCUGGUGGUGCCAUGGGAACCAUGUUCAUUUUGCACGCAUCCAUCUCCGAGUAUCUCAUUUUCUUUGGCACAGCUGUUGGUACCGAAGGACAUACUGGGGUUCAUUUUGCAGACGAUUACUUUACCAUUUUGACGGGGGAACAAAGGGCGGCCUUACCUGGAGCACUCACUCCGGAAAUCUAUUAUCCUGGAGAUAUGCACCACCUCAAAAAAGGUUACACUAAACAGUACCUGAUGCCAUCAGGAGCGUUUGCGCUCGAAUUGGCUCAAGGCUGGAUUCCCGCAAUGCUUCCAUUUGGCUUUUUAGACACCUUAUCGUCAACUCUUGACUUUUAUACUUUUGGUCUUACGGUGUGGUAUACCGCCCGGGAUAUGAUAAAACACUUGCUCCGGGGCAAGUUCUAG
Messenger RNA from Meyerozyma guilliermondii ATCC 6260, 654 nucleotides. It is a transcript of the gene ERG2, whose product is annotated as C-8 sterol isomerase. The transcript has a single exon. Gene Ontology annotation, biological process: ergosterol biosynthetic process. The coding region runs from base 1 to 654 and encodes 217 amino acids. Lineage: Eukaryota; Fungi; Ascomycota; Pichiomycetes; Serinales; Debaryomycetaceae. The record is from RefSeq and is a predicted model, not a curated record. Gene Ontology annotation, cellular component: endoplasmic reticulum.